AUGAAGAUAAUUUAUCGCCUUAUCUCUUACUGCUAUUUAUGGUUACCUAAAAAAUUAUAGAAGACUCUUUAGAAAACAUUGUUUUAACAACAAGAAAAUGAAUAGAUUUUUAAAGUAUUCUAAAUAAUUUAAAGUAGAUUGAAUUUUCGAAUGGUGAAGUCUAAAAGCUUGUAAAUUUUGAGAUAUAGAAUAAUUAAAUAAAUCUUAUUAGCGUAAAGAUAUUUUGUAUUUCUUUUAGGUUAAUCUUAUUAUAAUGAAAUUAGUUGAUAAAAUUCUGAGAACAGAAAAUCUAAUUAUUUUGAUUAUUUUGAUUAUAGCACUAUCAGGAAAUACAUAUGUAUAAGAUUCAACAGGACAAAUCAUAGUUUUAUUCACAUUAAUUUGUUAUUUAUUAGAUAAAUUGCAAUAUUUAAUUAAUCUUUUGAUAAUCAGUUAUUAAAGAUGGAAAUAACAAUCUAGUAUUAACAACAAUAAAUGCCGCAUUUUUUAAAAAUUUCCUAAUAUUUCAGAUGAAGAAAUCUAAAAGAUGGAAGAUAAUAAUUAAGAUUAUAUUGAGUAUAUUAUGUUAACUAAAUAGAUUUAAGUCUUAUCUCACAAUAAAUUGGUCUUAAUUAUAAGUUGGAUAAAUAGUAUGUUUAAAACAUGGAAAAUAAAGUCCAGCUGAUCUUUUAAUUCUUGAUUCAAGUUAGGAAUAAGUGCUUUCUGAUUUUGAAUUACGUGUUCCAUGUCCAUGUACAUUUGUGAAUGUAAAUCAUAAUUCUAAAGGUAAUAUUAUGGAUUUCAUUACAAAAUUAAAUGGUUCAAUCUCUUUUACUGUAUAAGAAAAUAUUACUGGAAGUAUAAAGUUGAAAAAUGAUCCUAAAGCAACUUCUUUUAAUAAAAAGAAUAUGAUAAUGAGAGGAGAAAUAAUGGAUAGAGCAGAUUGGAUUUUUGGAAUGGCUAUAAGAGUUGGUGAUGAUUGCCGUUAUGUAUAAACAAAUCUUAAUAAGUAAAGUUUUUAAUCAUAAAGUUGGUUAAGAGAUUUUCACACUUAAAUAGUAUGUUUAAGUGGUGUAUUAUUUUCUAUAUGUUUUAUUCCUAAUAUAAUAUACUCAUCUCUAACUUAAACUGAUUAUUUUUUUGAUAGUUUAAUCUAUUGCUUAUUAAUAUUACCAUAAGCUUUAUUAUUAGUAGAAAAAAUAUGGUAUUUUUGUAUAUUAUUGUAUAACAACUAAUUAUUUGAAAAACAUUAAAUUUAAUAAUCAUUAAAAGAUUAAAAAUAAACAGAUUUAAAAAUUAAAACUGAAUAUAAUCACGUAACAAUUACAUCUUAAAAUGAAAGAAAGAUUUUAAUGCCAAUAAAAAAGAAAUUUAGUUUAAGUUUAAUACCAGCUUCAAAUACAUUAAAAUUAAUAAAACAUAAUAGUAAUAAAUAAAAUAUAAGUGGUUUUCUGGCUUUAGCACCUUAAAAUAUUCUAGAUUUAAUUUAAACAGACAUUAUAGUAUUUGAAAAUCCUUAACAUUUAUUUAAAGAAACACAUAAAGUUGUAUAAUUAGUAUAGAAUUUUAAAAAUUAUUAAUUUAAUUAUGAUAAAUUAAAAGAUCUUGUUACUAAAGCAUCACCAUAAUAAAAAACUAAUUGUGAUAAAAUGUUAAUAGAUACUAAUAGAUAAUAAACAUAAGAUGAAAUGAAAACUUUAGAUAUUGAAAUGCUUAUAUCAGAAAAAAGAGUACCUGAUUUAAGAACUUCAUAAGAUUCAUUUGCUUCUACAAAAUAAAUAAAAAAAAUAUAAUUUAUGAGAAAAGAUACUCUAUCUGAUUUUAAAUAAUAAGAACCAAAAUUAUCUAAUGGAAUUGGAAAAAAAAAGAGUUCUAGAUUUAUUUUUGAUUAAUCAUUUGCUGCAAAACCUAAUAAUUAAUCUAAUUCACAUGAUAGUAGUAAAGAUAUAUCUAAUAAUAAUGGUUCAUCAUCAUUUCAUUCUCCACCUAUUUUAAAAUAAAAAAGUUAAUUCAUACGUUCAUAAACUUUAUUUAAACAUAAUUCAUCUUCAUUUUAAAAUUCCUAAUCAAAAUUAACUGAAAUUAAUUAAGAUAGAUUAGUUGGUGAUAUAUUAAAUGAACAAGAUUUUAUAGAUGUAUUAUAUAAUAAAGAUGAUACUAUUCAUAAUGAAAUUUUAAUUAUGAUGUUAAUUACAAAUAGUGUAAUGACACUUUAUAAUGAAAAAUUAUAAAAAUUAGAAUUUAAUUUUGAAAAUAAAUAUGAUUAAUCUAUACUAUAAUUUACAGAAUUAUUUGAUUAUUGUUUAGUUUGUGCAACUGAAAUUGAAAAUUCAAGACCAGAAUUCAAUAUGAAAACAAUUAUUAAAAAAGUAAUUACAAUUUCUAAUAUAUCUAAAAUAUUUGAUGUUUUGACUUUUUUAGAACCUACUGAAAAUAGAAAAAAUGUAUUAUCUGUAUUAGUUAGAGAUCCAGAAUCUUUUUUAUUAGAUGAAGGAGCUUUACUCUAUUCACGUAUUGAAACUAGUAAUUUUAAUUAAUAGGAAAAUAAAUACAAUGAAUAUUUAUCUGAAAUGACAUGGGAUGGAUAAAAAACAUUCUUAUAUACAAAAAAAUAAUUAGAUUAAAUAUAAACUGAUGAAUUCUUAAAGAAACUUUCAGCUAUUUAUGAAACUUAUGGUAAUCGAUCUCAUGAAAUUGAAAAAUUAUUUAUUGAAUUAGAAUAAUAAAGUGAACCUAUAUUUUCUAUUGGUAUUAAAUCACACAAUACAAAUUGUUUAGUACUUUCUUCUUAAGAAUUAAAUUAUGAUAUUUUAGAUUAAGAUAAAAUAUUUUAACAUUUAUAUAACUUUAAUUUAAAAACUUGUUUUGUUAUAUAAUAUGGUUAUGAUGAACUACUAAUAUUUUUAAGAAGCUUUUAAAUUAUACGUUCUAAAGAAUAAAUUGUAGAAUUUAAAGAAAAAGAUAAAUAACAAUUAUAAUUCAAAGUCAAAUAACAUAUAUAAGCAUUAUUAGAAAAUUAAAAUGCUAAUUAAAAUGAUGAAAAAUUUAUUAUUGUUAGUUCUGAAGCAUUUAAUACAAUUUUAAAUGAUGAUUAUUUAAAAUAUCAUUUUAUAUUUAUUGUUUAAUUUUCAUAUGGAUUAGGAGCUUAUCAAUUUAAUAGUAGUUAGAAAGGAAAACUAAUCAAAUUAUUAAAAAUGGCAGAUAAAAAAAUACUUACUGUAGGAAAUUCUUUAGAUAAUGCAUAUAUGUUUUCAAAAUCAGAUGUUUCAGUUAGUUUAAUGAGAAAUUAAUCAUUAAUAUCUACUUUAAAUCCAAAAUUUGUUACUUUUAAUAUGAAAUAACUUUUUAGAAUGUUAUUCAUAUAUUGUCCUAAUUAGAUGUUAAAUUAUUUAGCUAUUAUAGAAGUUUAAUUAUAUAGAUGUACAUUAAUAGGUUUAUUAAUAUUUGCUGGUCAUUUUGGAUUAAGCGAUAUUAAUAUGUUUUAUUUAUUAUUAUUUUAUUUAAUACCAAGUAAUCUAUUAUCGAGUAUUUAAUAUUAUUAUUUAUUUGUAUUACAUACUAAAUAGUAAUUGAAGAAUGCAAAUAAUUAUGCUAGAUUAUUAUCAAAUCUAAAAAAUAAAAUAUUAUUUAAAUCAGCUUUAAAAGUCAUUCUAAUAGCUAUUAUUGAUUUUUGUAUAUUGAUAUUAAUCCAAAAUUCUAUUUUAAACUUUGUAUCUUUAAAUGGUAAAGUGGAUUAAACUUAAUAAAUAAUCUUGCUUUAUAUAGCUUUGGAGAUUUUGGAGAAAUCUAAAAUAAUAUUUUAUAUAUUUUCUCUUUCAACUUAGAUUUAACAUAAAAUAAUACAAAUAUGUUCAAGUAUUGUAAUGAUAUCAAUACUUAUAAUUAUAUUUAAUUUCAUAUAAACAAGUGUAGAUGAUUAAAUGAUUAUUGAAGAAUUUGAUUUAGAAAAUUUUAUAGCUUUUAUUUUUAUUGCAGUAUUUGUACUUGGUUUAUCAUAUAUUAUUUAUGAAACCUUAUAAAUUUUCUCAAUUUAAUUUGUACUUCCAUCUGACUUAUAUUCAUAUGAUUAGAAUUAUCAAGAAAUAAAACAAUUGAAAAAUAAUAUAUCUUCUUAGAAUUCCCUUAGUGAAUUUGAGGAUGAAAAAUUAAGAAUUUUUAAUUAAAAAUUAAAAUAAUUAACUGAUUAAUUAUUUGAUAAUAAAGAUAUAAUUGAAGAAUGCAUUAUAAAAUAAAUUAAAGGAGAUUAAUCUCUAAUAGAUGAAAUGGAUAAACUACAUGGAUUUUAAGAUAAAAAAACAGAAUCAUCUUUUUAAGAUUUUUUUAGGGAACAAAAUAAUCAUAGAUAUAAUAUUGUUUAUGCAUUUAUCUUUUAUGAUAUAUGCAUAAUUAUUAUGCAUUUUUAUGAAAUAUUUACAGCAGAUAUAUUUUAAUUUUCAAUACUUAUAACUGCAAUAAUAUAAUUUGUCAUUUAAAUAUUUAUAGCCUUUUUAUAAUUCAGAGUUAUAAAUGAUAAAAAGACUAAACAAAAUUUAUAAAUACUCUCUUAUAUUUUAAGAUUCAUUUUUUAAAUUAUAAUUGAUAUUCUUUAUUUUGAAAGUGAAUAAACAUUUGUAGGAUUUUUAUUUAAUUUUUAAUUUAUAUUAGUAUUUGCAAUGACUACUCAACCUAAAAUUGUUUUAUUAUUAUAUGUAACACUUUAAUUAAUUAAUUAUGUGAUUAAUGUACUUUCUGAUGCUUUUACAAUGAACUUUUCAGAUAAUAAUAUUCUGAUAUUUUGUAUUGCUAAAUAUAGUUUACUCUUACUUGAAUUAUCUUAUCCAAUCUUUUAAAUAGUAUAAAAAACUCACUUUUUAUAAAGAUCCUUUUAUAUUUAUUAAAAUAGAUUAAAUAAUGAGAAAAAAAAAAUUAACAAUAUUCUAGGAUUAUUAAUGCCAAGAUUUAUAUAAGAGAGAAUGAAUAAGGGAUAGAUUUAAAUAUCUUAAGAUUAAGGAGAUGUAACUGUACUUUUUUGUGAUAUCUAUUAAUUUGAUAAGGUUAUUAAAUUUUAAUAAGAGAAUAUCUUAGAUUUUUUGGAUACUCUUUAUAGAGCAUUUGAUUAAUUAUGUUAAACAUAUGAUUUAUAAAAGAUUGAAACAGUAGGUAAAACUUAUAUGGCAGCUGGUGGUUUAAAAGAUUAUGAUGCAGUUAUAAGUAUAAAUAUAUAUAUAAAUAUUAAUUAGAUUAAAAAAAUGCUAAUAGUACAACAAGAGCUUUAGAAACAGCUAUAGCAAUGAUGGAAACAGUUAAAACAAUGAAAUAUGGAGACAAUUAAGAUGUCAAACUUAAAAUAGGAAUUCAUUAUGGAAGAGUAAUAGCUGGUGUUAUAGGACUUCAUAAACCAUAAUUUUCAUUGAUUGGAGAUACUGUUAAUACUACUAGUAGAGUAUGUAGUACUAGUGAUGCUGGUUUUAUAACCUUAAGUGAAUCAGCAUAUAAUCAUAUUAAAGAUACUACUAAAUAUUAAUUUGAAUAAAAAUCAGUGGCUGCUAAAGGGAAAGGUACUCUUGAAACAUUUAGAUUGAAAAUAUUUUCUAAAGAAAAAGAAUCAAGUAAAAAUGUUACUCCAAAAGCUUGUUUUGAUAAAAUUGAUAAAAAUAAUGAUUUUGAUUGUAAAGUAUAAAUAAAGCCUUUGAAAACAUCAGAUAAUUCUAAAACACCACUUAAAGGAGCAAUGAAAAGAGGAUCUAUGAUGAAUUAAGUAGGAAUUAAUAGUGAUACAAAAUCCACAUAAGUUUUAUUUAAAUAGAUUUAAAAGGAUAUUAAAAAUAAAUAAUAACCUUUAGUAAUUAUUAAGAAAAAGUCAUCUAUUGAACAUGAUUGUAAGGAUUUAGAUUUAAAAAGAUUGAAUUCUUAAAAAUCAAAAUCAGGAUCAAAUUUAGAUGUAAAAAAUAAUAUAUAUAUAUAUUAUAGAAUGAUAAUUAAUCUUAAGUUCAUCAAAAGGCAAAAACCCCAGCUCUAAUAAGUACUAUGAGAAAUAGUAUAACAACUCAUAGAAGAUUAGUAAGACAAUCUGAAGAUGGAACUAAUAAUAAUUAUGCUGGAACUUUAUAAUAAAUAUCAAUGACUUAAUUUUCACAAGUUGAUAUGAAAACUUAAACAUAAUCAAAUUAAGUGCACAAUCAAAAUAAUUAAGGUUCUAACAACACUUAAAUACCAUUAAUUAAUUCUUUUUAAUAAGCUUCAUAAAAUUAAUUGCUUUUAAUAGCUGAACAUCCAAGCAAAGAGAGUUUAUAGUAAGAGAAGAAUGAAGAUGAAGUUUAAGUACCAUAAUAGUAAACCCAACAAUAGAUAUAAAGACCUUAAUUAAAAAAGAAAGGAACUAUAAUUAUGGUAGAUUUAGUACAAUAAAGAAAAAGUGGUUUAAUGAAAUCUAAUACAAGAAUAAUAAUUCCUGAAGAGAAGGAUAAAGAUAGAGUAAUAAAAAUAGCAUAGAUUGAUAAUGAUUUAUAAACAGAAUAAAUAGGAAGAAGAUAAAUAGUUAAAUAAAAAUCAAUUAAACCUAUUUAAUAUGAAUCUUCUGAUUCUGCAAUUAAGAAGUGUAAUGAUAACUAAUAUGAUAAAUUUGAAGAGUUAGAAGUAAAUAAAAGAUAAGGUAUUUCAAUGCUUUAGAAGAAAUUAGAUCUUUUGAAAUUAAAAAAUAUCAAAAAAUUCAAAUUAGAUUUUGAUAAGGAUUAUGAUUUAGAUUAAUUUAAAAGCUUUUAUGAUAGUAAGGAUUAAAUAGCAUACUAUUAAAUUUAUGAAGAAUACAAAGAUCAAGAAUUGAUAAAUUUUAGAUCAACAUAUUCAUUUUUGCUAAUAUUAAUGAUUUUUAAAAGUUUAUUAUAUUUUUUAUUAGACGAUUUAAGUUCAAAAACACAAAUAGAAUUAUUAAUUUCAGUAUUAUGUUAAAUAACAAUAAGUUUAGGUUUGGCUAUUCCAAUCUAUAAGUAUAAGGAAUAAACUGACUUUUAAAAAAUAAAGACUUUUGGAUUCAUUUAUUUCAUUACAACAAAUCUUUUAAAUCUUAUUUUGAUUGAAUUUAGUGAAGUAGCAUAGUUUUAAAUAAUAUUAUAAACUUGUCAGAUAACAUCAAUUUAUGUUAAUUUAUUCUAUUUAUAAAUAUUGAUAGUACCUGACAAAUAUAAAUUAUUGAUAACUUAUAUUGUUUUAAUAGUAUUAGUAACUAUUUAUGAAUAAUUUAUAUUGGAAAUUCUAUUUUUUGGAUUAUGUAUAAUUGGAAUCACUUUCUAUUCUUAACAUUAAAUUAAUUAAAUUUUAGUGAAAAAUUAUAAAGUAAGUUAAUAAUUACAAAUAUAAAUUGCAAAGUAUGAAAAUAUGUUAUAAUAUUUAAUGCCACCUCAUGCAUUAAAACGGUUAUUGUAACCAGAUUCAGAUAACACAGAAACUUUUAUUGAUGUAUUAGAAAAUGCUACUGUGUUAUUUGCAGAUAUUGCAGGAUUUACAAAAUAUUCUAGUUCUGUGGAACCAGAAACAGUUGUAGAAAUGCUUAGAAAUUUAUUCUAAACUUUUGAUGAAUUUUGUUAAAUGACUUAAGUGUAUAAAUUAUUCACAAUAGGAGAUUGUUAUGUUUGUAUGGGUGUAAUGGAUUUGAAUUAAAGAGAUCCUGCUGAAGAAGUAUAUUAUUUAAUUUAAUUUUUCAUAGGCUUAAAAUGUAUUAGUAUUUGGAUUGAAAAUGAUUUAAAUUAUUAAUGAUUGUAAUAAAGAUCCAUAAUAUUAACAUCUAAAUAUGAGAAUUGGAGUACAUACAGGUAAGGUUUUAGGAGGAGUUGUUGGUACAGAUGUUGUAAGAUAUGAUAUCUAUGGUGAAGAUGUAACUAUUGCUAAUCUUAUGGAAUCAUCAGGAUCUGUAUUUAUAUAAUUAAUAUUUUAGGAAGGAAAAAUGUUAGUAAGUGAACAUACGAAGAAUUUAAUUGAAAGUGUUUAUGAAGAUUUUAAAUUUGAAUAUGCUAAGGAUGUUUAUAUACCUUCUAAAGAUAUUACAUUACCUACUUUCUUUGUAUAAUUAAAUGAUUUAGUGUUUAGUUAGGAUGAAUGA
Molecule: messenger RNA, 8053 nt
Organism: Paramecium pentaurelia
Lineage: Eukaryota; Ciliophora; Oligohymenophorea; Peniculida; Parameciidae
Source: the annotation of a GenBank genome assembly